CAGGUAUUUAAGAGAUUAUGGCAUCUGAAACCCACAAUGUUAAAAAACGAAACUUUAGUAAUAAUAUUGAGGAUCAGUCCAUUGAUCUUCCUAGAAAAAGGAACUCCAAUUUCACUAAUAAGAACAUGAAGGAGGUUAAGAAAUCUCCAAAACAGUUGGCUGCUUACAUAAAUAGAACAGUUGGACAAGCUGUGAAGAGCCCAGAUAAACUACGUAAGGUGAUCUAUUGCAGAAAGAAAGUUCAUCGUCCUUUUCCAAAUCCUUAUUACAGAAAAAAGCAGUCCCCUAGAAGUGGGGGCUGUGUCAUGGCAAAUAAAGAAAAUGAACUGGCUUGUGCAGGCCACCUAUCUGAAAAGUUACGCCAUGAUAGUCGAACAUAUUUGAUUAACUCCAGUGAUUCUGGUUCUUCACAGACAGAAGGCCCAUCAUCAAAAUACAGUGGCUUUUUUUCUGAGGUUUCUCAGGACCAUGAAACAAUGGCGCAAGUUUUGUUCAGCAGGAAUUUGAGGUUGAAUGUAGCUUUAACUUUCUGGAGGAAGAGAAGUAUAAGUGAACUUGUAGCUUAUUUGGUGAGGAUAGAAGAUCUUGGAGUUGUGGUAGAUUGCCUUCCUGUGCUCACCAAUAGUUUACAGGAAGAAAAACAAUACAUCUCACUUGGCUGCUGUGUAGACUUGUUGCCUCUAGUAAAGUCACUACUUAAAAGCAAAUUUGAAGAAUAUGUAAUAGUUGGUUUGAACUGGCUUCAAGCAGUCAUAAAAAGAUGGUGGUCAGAACUAUCAUCUAAAACAGAAAUUAUGAAUGAUGGAAAUAUUCAGAUUUUAAAACAACAGUUAAAUGGAUUGUGGGAACAGGAAAACCAUCUUACUUUGGUUCCAGGAUACACUGGUAGUAUAGCUAAGGAUGUAAAUGCUUAUUUAUUACAAUUGCAUUGAAGAGUUUCAUCUACUUAAGAGUGCGUGGUUAUUCAAAACAUCCCUGGACUACAUGAUUUCCAGAAAAAUGUCUCUUCUGAGAACUCUGAACUAUGGAAGAAAUCAAACCAUUUUUUGUUUUAAAAAGCCACAUAAUGAAACCACUAAUGAAAUCCUAACAAUCUGCUUCACAUUGAAGUGGAAAAAUUUUCAAAAGGAGCAACUUCAACUUCAAUGAGGUGAAAGUGCACUAUGAAGAUUGUUGGCCUUUGCUGCAUUUGGGAUUUAUAUGGUUAUUAGGUAACUUUGUCUAAGAACUACUGGAUCUUAAUGCACUCCUGCGUAUUACAUAAUAUAAUUUAUACUUUGUGCAAAAAUAAGACAAGACUUAUUACUAGGAACCACAUAGACCAAUCAUGAAUUUUUUUAAGAUUAUGUUUUAU
Orycteropus afer afer is the source of this 1354-nucleotide messenger RNA. Lineage: Eukaryota; Metazoa; Chordata; Mammalia; Tubulidentata; Orycteropodidae. The record is from RefSeq and is a predicted model, not a curated record.